CUUCACCGGGGACAGCCCCACUUCAGAGCAGCGAGGCUCACACGGCAGUCAGAGAUGAAGCUCCUCUUUGUAGCCAUAUCCAGCCUCUUUGUUUUCACAUCCUUGGACCAAGCAGAUUCAUCUUACUAUGACAAAAUAGUCCUCCACAGCCGCAUCAGAGCGAAGGACAAGGGACCUAACGUGUGCGCCCUUCAACAAGUGGUCGGAACUAAAAAGAAAUAUUUCAGCACAUGUAGAAACUGGCAUCAGAAGUCCAUCUGCAUGAAAAAAGCACUCGUCAUGUAUGAAUGUUGCCCGGGUUACAUGAGGCUGGAUGGUGGGCGCGGAUGCCCAGCAGUCUCUCCUAUCGACCAUGUCUACGGUACAUUGGCCAUUGUAGGUGCCACAAACACACAGAAUUAUGCCGACAGAUCGAACCUCAGACGAGAGAUCGAAGGCGAGGGGACCUUCACAAUCUUUGCCCCAAGUGAUGAUGCUUGGAUGUUGCUCGAUGCUGAUGUGCGUAGUGCACUACUGAGCAACGUGAACAUCGAGCUCCUCAAUGCCUUACAUUACCACAUGGUGGAUCACCGCUUGCUAACCAAGGACGUAAAUGAUGAACUGACUGUGCCCUCCAUGUAUAAUGACCUCAACUUGCACAUCAAUCAUUAUAAAAAUGGGAUAGUUACAGUGAACUGUGCAAGAAUAAUCACUGCAAAUCAAAUUGCCACAAAUGGUAUUGUUCACGUCAUUGAUCGAGUUAUUACUGCCGUUGCCAGUAACUUGGAAGAAACAAUUGAGGCGACUGAUGAACUUUCAUCUUUCAGGGCUGCUGCAGCUGCUUCAGGGCUCUUUGGAACUCUUGGCACUGGUGGACACUACACGAUCUUUGCUCCAACCAAUGAAGCUUUUGAUAAGCUUCCACGGGAGGUUUUGGAACGUAUCCUGAGUGACGAUGUGGCGAUGAAAGCUCUGCUGAAUUACCACAUCCUGAAGUCCGUACAUUGUUCGGAAUCGAUCAUGUCUGGAGCAACCUACGCCACCUUGGAAGGAACAAAUAUCGAGAUCGGGUGCGACGGUGACAGCCUUACUGUGAACGGAGAGAGGAUGGUCAACCGCAAAGAUAUCGUAGCGACCAAUGGUGUGAUCCACUUAAUCAACAAGGUGCUGAUUCCAGACGCAGCGAUGCAGAUCCUGGAUUUGGUGAGCAGCAAGCAGUCAACAUUCUCCGAAUUGGUGAAGGACACUGGACUGUCGGCUGCCUUCACUGAUACUGACUACACACUCCUCGCUCCUUACAAUGAAGCCUUCAAUGAGGAUAUUAUGUCUUUCGAUCAGAGAAUUCUGAAAGUAAUCCUACAAAACCAUAUUCUGAAAGUGAAGGUGGUCCUUAAUCAGCUGUACAACGGCCAAAUACUGGAGACUGUCGGAGGGAAAUUCCUCAGAGUCUUUGUCUACCGCACCGCAGUUUGCAUUGAGAAUUCAUGCAUGGUGAGAGGAAGCCGGGAGGGACGGAAUGGAGUGCUCCACACCGUACGAAAGGUCAUAAUGCCUUCCGAAAAUUCAAUGCUGCAAAUACUGCGAGACGACCCUCGCUUCACCAUUUUUCUGACUCUCAUAGAAUCUGUUGGGUUGACUGAGCUGCUGACCGAGGGAAGGGACUGGACACUGUUCGUGCCCACCAAUGACGUAUUUGAAAGCCUUACGCCAAAUGAGUUGGAGGAGCUGACAAGAGACAAAAACGCUCUCCGGCAUAUCCUGUUGUAUCACCUCCUCAAGGGAGUUUACAUUGGGGACGGUAUUGAAUACGGAGUCACUAAUGUGUUGAAGUCAUACCAAGGCAGCAGGCUCAUGAUAAAACUGGUGAACAACACCAUGUUGGUGAAUAAUGUGAAGGCCAAGGAGUUGGAUCUGUUGGCCAAUAACGGUGUCAUCCAUGUGGUCAACUGUCUACUCUUUCCAAAAGAUCUGCCCGUUGGAAGUGACUUUUUGCAGAGAAUUCUCACAAAAAUCAUCAAGUAUAUUGAGAUAAAGUUCAUCCCAGGCUAUACCUACACUGAGAUGAAAAUACCCAUCUUCACUCAUAUUAUCAAGUUCAAUUCUCAUCCCAAUAUUACCAGAGAGAUUGGAACAACCAUUACUCGAGUGAUUCCAUAUGAAACUGAGGUCAGAGAAUUUACGAGAAUUGUUACAACUAAACCGGAAAUUAAUAUAAUUAGAGGAAAGAUCACACAUAGCGGAAGGAUUGAGACCGACGUUGAGGCUGCUGACCUUGCUAAACUUAUCGAAGGAGGAACCCAGUAUUCCAAGUUCUCCAGGACCAUAGAGGGUGAUCCCAGUAUAUUUGAUGAUGAGGAUAUUCAAAAACUCCUUCAAGGAGAAUCUACGAGAAGGAUUGCUAAUUUUAACAGCAGAACAUCAGCUGGGCUGAGGAGAUCAAGGCACGCAAGAAAACUGAGACAACGUAAAAGGAAACCUGUUCGUGCUUGAAGACGAGGCGUUUUUGUCACCUGAACAUCCAACCAAAGACUUUAAGUUAAGGUCAAGGCUGGCCUAAAACUAUUUCAGACGUUAAACAUGUCAUUUUGCACAUGCCUCAACAUUCCCAUCAGUUCACAUGAAUGUCGUGUCACCAAAAAAUAUAAUAACACAACAUUCCCAAUUCCUACUUGUUUUGCAGUGAUUUAACAGUCUGUUUUAGAUUGAUACUAUUUGCAAAUUAAAUCAGGGAUAUUAUAAAGUGUAAAAUGAAUAUUCUACUAAAUAGUGAUUGAUUUAGAUCACUUACUCCAAGUAAUAGUGGUUUAUUUUCUUCUGUAGUUAAAAACAUGACCUAACUGGGGAAAAAAUAUAUAUCUUCUAUUUUGAUAAGUGGUUGAAAAGGCAUAAACACAGCAGGGAUCUGCACAAGAACAUAUCAAUUUACUUAAAAGGUUGAAAGUUAGUUUAUCUUUUGUAUUUGUUUCCAUUUAUGAAGCUGGGCUUAAAUGCGGAGGGAGCUGGUUAAUGGAUAGUAGCUGAGACCCUGAUAAAGUUAAGGUUAAAGGUUAAUGUCACUGCUUCUAGUGAAUCUAUGGGUUAUUUUUAACAUGCAUUUUGUAUUAAGGCAAAGCUUUGCAGCUCACAUGCACAGAUUCAGGCUCUUUGUACUUUUACAAAUUGAGUUGUACUAAUAUUUUUUCCAGACUUUUACUCUAAAGGUUUUUGUAUCAAUGAAAGACUUGUUCUUUAUUCCUGCACUUUGCAGUUUAAAUCCUGCAUUGAUACAUUUCUUAGGAAACCUUUCAUGGUGCCUACAUUUUAUGGAAAAGACGUUUGUAUUUUUCUUUCAGAAACAAUUAUUCAUUAAAGAAUGUUUCCUUA
Messenger RNA from Leucoraja erinaceus (little skate), 3342 nucleotides. Its product is annotated as periostin-like. Gene Ontology annotation, cellular component: extracellular matrix. Gene Ontology annotation, molecular function: cell adhesion molecule binding. The transcript has 22 exons. NCBI's taxonomy places the organism in Eukaryota, Metazoa, Chordata, Chondrichthyes, Rajiformes, Rajidae. Gene Ontology annotation, biological process: cell adhesion; extracellular matrix organization. The record is from RefSeq and is a predicted model, not a curated record. Bases 55 to 2469 code for a protein of 804 amino acids.